This is a messenger RNA of Bombina bombina (fire-bellied toad), 807 nucleotides long. RefSeq names its product eukaryotic translation elongation factor 1 beta 2 (gene EEF1B2). Gene Ontology annotation, molecular function: translation elongation factor activity; guanyl-nucleotide exchange factor activity. Gene Ontology annotation, biological process: translational elongation. The transcript is spliced from 6 exons. The coding region runs from base 79 to 759 and encodes 226 amino acids. The record is from RefSeq and is a predicted model, not a curated record. NCBI's taxonomy places the organism in Eukaryota, Metazoa, Chordata, Amphibia, Anura, Bombinatoridae. Gene Ontology annotation, cellular component: eukaryotic translation elongation factor 1 complex; cytosol.
AUAUAAGCUGAAGUCACCAGGAUACUUUCUCUUUUAUCACACUUCUUCCUCCGAAGGCAGUUUGAGCUCGGCAGCAUAAUGGGCUUUGGCGAUCUUAAAUCCUCUGCUGGCAUCAAGGUUCUCAACGAGUUCCUAUCCGAUAAGAGCUACAUCGAGGGAUAUGUGCCAUCCCAGGCUGAUGUAGCGGUGUUCGAGGCUCUUUCUGGUGCUCCCCCUGCUGAGCUCUUUCAUGCUCUUCGUUGGUACAACCAUAUUAAGUCAUAUGAAAAACAAGCAUCUAGCUUGCCUGGAGUAAAGAAACCCUUGGGCAAGUAUGGCCCUGUUAACAUUGAAGACACAACAGACAGUGCAGCCACUGAAACAAAGGAGGAGGAUGAUGAUAUUGACCUCUUUGGCUCAGAUGAUGAGGAGGAAAGUGAGGAGGCACAAAGGGUCCGAGAGGAGCGCUUAGCACAAUAUGAAUCAAAGAAGUCAAAAAAGCCAGCACUUAUUGCUAAAUCAUCCAUUCUACUUGAUGUGAAACCUUGGGAUGAUGAGACAGAUAUGGCCAAACUAGAACAAUGUGUCAGAAGUAUUGAGAUGGACGGCUUGCUCUGGGGAUCAUCAAAGCUUGUCCCGGUUGGUUAUGGAAUCAAGAAACUGCAGAUUCAGUGUGUGGUGGAAGAUGACAAAGUUGGCACAGAUGUUCUAGAGGAGAAAAUCACUGCAUUUGAAGACUACGUACAAUCUAUGGAUGUUGCUGCAUUCAACAAAAUUUAAAGCCAGCCCCUAUUCCUGAAUAGCACUUCAAUAAAAUGGUUAAAUUCC